Molecule: messenger RNA, 3997 nt
Organism: Pelecanus crispus (Dalmatian pelican)
Lineage: Eukaryota; Metazoa; Chordata; Aves; Pelecaniformes; Pelecanidae
Source: RefSeq, a predicted model, not a curated record
GUCUUGCUCUGUAUAACAUAUACCUCCACAUUUGAGCUGAAUGGGAGUUCAGUGUUGAAGAUUGCUGAGGUUUGCAUUGAGACAUAUGUAUCUAGCUGUCACCAGCGGAGCAUUAACACCGCUGUGCGGGCAACCCUCAGCCAAAUGUUGAGUGACUUGACUUUACAGUUACGACAAAAGCAAGAAAAUAUGACAAUUGAAAACCAUGACGCCUUGCAGAAAUUCAAGACUCAAGGUACUUCAGCUGAGUCUCUUUGUGAUGAUGUUGUAUCUGUCCUCACUGUGCUCUGUGAGAAGCUCCAGGCUGUCAUAAAUGACAAUCGGCAACUUCAGCUUCUUUACUUGGAGUGCAUCCUCUCCAUGUUAAACAGCUCCUCUCCCAGCAUGCACCAGCACAAAGGAUUCACUGAUCUAAUAUGGAAGCAACUGUGUCCAGCCCUGGUAGUAAUCCUGGGAAAUCCAAUCCAUGACAAAACUAUCACCUCUGCCCACAGCAGCAUCUACCUUGAGGCUGAUUCACCUUCCUCAGGGAUCUCCGAUCAUGGCCGGGGUUCAGGUUGUUCCUCCACAGCACCUGCGCUUAGUGGGCCAGUUGCACGGACCAUAUAUUAUAUUGCAGCAGAACUGGUUCGACUGGUAGGGUCAGUGGAAUCCAUGAAGCCUGUGCUGCAGUCUCUCUAUCACCGGAUAUUGCUUUACCCACCACCUCAGCACCGAGUAGAAGCCAUCAAAAUUAUGAAAGAGAUACUUGGCAGUCCUCGACGGCUUUGUGAUUUGGCAGGGCCUUGCUCUUCUGAGUCAGAAUCCAGGAAGAGGUCUAUUUCUAAAAGGAAGUCCCAUCUGGAUCUUCUCAAGCUUAUCAUGGACGGGAUGACAGAAGCAUGCAUCAAAGGUGGUAUUGAAGCAUGUUAUGCUUCAGUGUCCUGCGUCUUUGCCCUGCUUGGAGCAUUAGAUGAGCUGAGCCAAGGGAGGGGUCUUAGUGAAGAGCAGAUCCAGCUGCUGCUCCGGCGCUUAGAAGAAUUGAAGGAUGGGACCGAGACGAGCAGGGACUCCAUGGAGAUCAAUGAUGCUGACUUUAGGUGGCAGAGGCGUAUCCUGUCCUCAGAAAAUCCUGCCUGGGAAUCAGGAAAUGAGAAGAGUCCUGAUAUUAGCAUUAGUGUUACCACAGACACUGGUCAGACCACUUUGGAAGGGGAUAUGGGACAGACAACUCCAGAGGAUAAUCCAGAAAGUCAAAAAAACUCGCUACCAUCUCCAGCUGGACACGAAAGCAAAGAGCUACGUUACAGAGAACCAGAGUCAGAAACCAUUGACCAGCCAGAUGUUGUUCAGAGAAGCCACACCAUAGUCUAUCCAGAUAUAACUAACUUCUUGUCAGUUGAUUGCAAGACCCGGUCCUAUGGAUCCAGAUACAGUGAAAGUAACUUCAGUGUAGAUGACCAAGACCUUUCUAGGACUGAGUUUGAUUCAUGCGAUCAGUAUUCUAUGGCAGCAGAGAAGGACUCAGGCAGGUCAGACGUCUCGGACAUAGGCUCUGACAAUUGCUCCCUGGCUGAUGAGGAGCAGACACCAAGGGAUUGUCCAGGUCACAAGUCCUUACGUACUGCUGCUCUCUCUCUGAAAUUGCUGAAAAACCAAGAAGCAGACCAGCAUAGUGCACGGCUGUUUAUCCAGUCACUUGAAGCUCUUCUUCCUCGGCUUAUAGCUCUUCCCAGCAUAGAGGAGGUGGAUGGAGCACUGCAGAGCUUCUCUUCAACCUUCUGCUCAGGUAUGAUGCACUCACCAGGAUUUGAGGGAAACCUAAAUUUCAGCUUCCAGACUCUGAUGAAUGCAGACAGUCUCUACAUGGUCUCACAUUACACUCUGCUGCUCAACCUAAAAUUGGCCAACUCGGAUUACUACAGGAAGAAGCCUGCCCAAGCCCCUGUGUUGCUGAAGGAGUUCAUGAAGCAGGUGCAGUCCAGUGGAGUGUUGAUGGUAUUUUCCCAGGCCUGGGUUGAAGAACUGUACCACCAGGUACUAGAAAGGAACAUGCUGGGGGAAGCUGGAUACUGGGGAAGCCCUGAAGAGCACAGCCUUCCACUUAUCACCAUGCUGACCGACAUCGAUGGCUUGGGAAGCAGUGCAAUUGGUGGCCAAUUGAUGGCAUCUGCUUCAGCUCAAUCUCCUCUUUCCCAAAACCGGAAGGCAGAUGAUUCUGUUGUUGCAGGAGUUGCUUUUGCCCGAUACCUUUUAAUUGGCUGUUGGAAGAACUUGAUUGACACUUUGUCCACACCACUGACUGGCCGCAUGGCAGGCAGCUCCAAGGGGCUUGCCUUCAUCUUGGGAGCAGAAGGAGCCAAGGAGCAGAACCAAAAGGAGAAGGACUCCAUCUGCGUGAGCCUGGAUGGACUGAGGAGGGCAGCCCGGCUGAGCUGUGCUCUAGGAGUUGCUGCUAACUGUGCAUCUGCUCUUGCCCAAAUGGCUGCUGCCUCCUGUGUCCAAGAAGAGAAGGAAGAAAAAGAAAUCCAAGAGCCCAGUGAUACUAUAGCUCAAGUGAAACAGAAAGUGGAGCAGAAACUGGAGCAGAUGGGGAAAGUGCAGGGAGUCUGCCUGCACACUGCUCAUGUUUUGUGUAUGGAUGCAGUCCUUAACGUGGGUCUGGAGAUGGGAAGCCACAAUCAGGACUGUUGGCCUCAUGUGUUCAGGGUGUGUGAGUACAUCAGCACGCUGGAGCAUACCCACUUCAGUGAUGGUGCUUCCCAGCCCUCCCUUACCAUCACCCAGUCACAGCAGGCAUCUGGAGGGCUGCACCCAGACUCUGAGCCUGGGGAGUCUCCCCAGGCACUGACCCCUGAGCCAGAAACCACCCUCAGCAGCAAUCCUGUCAUUCAGCCAGUUUCUAUCCAGGAACUCAUCAAGGAGAGCAGUAAGGGCAGAGCUUUUGACUUCCGUGGAGGCAGCCUGCUGUGUGGGACCAGUGCUGCCAAGGCUGUUCUCACACUCUCCACGCAAGCUGACAGGCUCUUUGAAGAUGCUGCUGACAAGUUAAACUUGAUGGCAUUGGCAGGCUUCCUUUACCAGCUCAAAAAGGCUUCUCAGGCCCAGCUUUUCCAUUCAGUCACAGAUACAGUUGAUUACUCCCUAGCAAUGCCAGGUGAAGUAAAAUCUACCCAGGACAGGAGAAGUGCACUUCACUUGUUCCGACUUGGUGAUGCCAUGCUCAGAAUUGUAAGGAGUAAAUCUCGUCCGUUGCUCCACCUCAUGCGCUGCUGGAGCCUGGUGGCACCUCACCUUGUAGAGGCUGCCUGUCAUAAGGAGAGACAUGUGUCUCGGAAGGCUGUCUCCUUCAUCCAUGACAUCCUCACUGAAGUGCUGACAGACUGGAAUGAGCCUUCUCAUUUUCACUUUAAUGAGGCACUUUUCCGCCCCUUCGAGCGCAUCAUGCAGCUAGAGCUGUGUGAUGAGGAUGUCCAAGACCAGGUGGUCACCUCUAUAGGAGAGUUGGUGGAAAUGUGUUCUACCCAGAUCCAGUCAGGAUGGAGACCCUUGUUCAGUGCCCUGGAAACAGUGCACAGCAGCAGCAAGUCAGAGGUUAAAGAGUACCUUGUAGGAGAAUACUCUAUGGGGAAACGCCAGGCUCCGGUGUUUGAUGUCUUUGAAGCAUUUCUAAACACAGACAGCAUCCAGGUCUUUGCCAAUGCUGCCACCAGUUAUAUUAUGUGCCUUAUGAAGUUUGUCAAAGGACUGGGGGAAGUAGACUGUAAGGAGAUGGGUGACUGUGUGCCAGGAUCAGGAUCUGCAUCUACAGACUUGUGCCUUCCCGCGCUUGAUUACCUCAGGAGAUGUUCUCAGUUGUUAGCCAAAAUCUAUAAAAUGCCCUUGAAACCCAUCUUCCUCAGUGGCCGGCUGGUUAACUUGCCCCGAAGAGUGCAGGAACAGUCAGCCAGCAGUGAGGAUGGUAUUGAGUGCAUCCUUUCUGACUUUGAUGACGACACUGGUAAGCUCAUUGAAAGCA